AUGACGUACGAGGAGGCCGCCGCCCUGCCCUGCGCCGGGGUGACGGCGUGGAAUGCGUUGAACAGCGGCGAGCGGCGCCUGGUGCCUGGCAGCAUCGUGCUGGUGCAGGGCACCGGCGGUGUGAGCUCCCUCGCCGCACAGCUGGCGCACGCCGCCGGGUGCCGCGUGAUCGCGCUGUCGUCGAGCGCGGCGAAGAUGACGGAGCUGCUGCGCCUCGGCGUGGUGCAUCCCGGCGACUGGGUGAACUACCGCGAGAACCCGCACUGGGGUGAGGCGGUGCGUGCGCUGACGCCGGCCGGCCGUGGCGUGGACGUGGUAGUGGAGGUGGUGGGGAUGUCCUCCAUCAACGAGUCCCUCAUCGCCACGCGCCGCCGCGGUGUCAUCUCCGUGGUGGGCCACCUGGACGGUACACCGAAGGACCCGUUCUCGUUGCACGAAGUGCUGAUGAAGCGCUUGCACAUUGUGGGUGUGCACGUUGGCCCGCGCCGCGACUUCGAGGACAUGCUGCAGCUGAUGGCCGUCAAGGAGGUGCACCCCAUUCUCGACGACAAGCGCUUCACGCUGCCGCAGCUGAAGGAGGCGUACGCGUACCUGAAGAGCCAGAAGCACUCGGGCAAGAUUGUGGUGACGGUGUAA
This is a messenger RNA of Leptomonas pyrrhocoris, 636 nucleotides long. RefSeq names its product putative alcohol dehydrogenase. The transcript has a single exon. NCBI's taxonomy places the organism in Eukaryota, Euglenozoa, Kinetoplastea, Trypanosomatida, Trypanosomatidae. The record is from RefSeq and is a predicted model, not a curated record. The coding region runs from base 1 to 636 and encodes 211 amino acids.